AUGUUACAAACACUUUCGACUGAGUUAAAUAAUAUGCAGAGCAAAAGUAAAUAAUAAGAUCAGAGAAUAGAGAAUUUAUAUAUUAGUUUUUAAGAAAUAUAUCAAAUAUAAAAUAAUUUGAAUAAUCCAGGUUCAACUAAGCAUAACAUGCUAUAUUAGGUUAGACCUGAAGUUUUCAAUUAAAUAUUAAUCUUUCUAGAUAUUAAACAAAUUUUACAAUUUAGAUUGGUAAGCAGAAGAGCAAAAGAAACUGUAAAAUAAAUGCUUCCAAAAUAAAUACAUAAUUUAUAAAAGUUAAUAGAAGAAUAAUAAAAUGAAAUAUAAAUCAAGAUUUAAAGUGCAUAGCAGGCAGGCAACAAUCAAGAUUAGAAAUAAGGUUUACAAGCAGCAUUAGAUGGAUUAUCUAGAAUUACUAAAGCUGGUAUUGUAGAACUGAAAAGCUUUGCAAGACCACCUGAAUUAGUUGAAAAGAUUAUUAAUCUAAUUUGCCUAGUUUUAGAUCCGACUUUUAAGAUACAAAAAGAUAAUUGGAAAGAGUGCCAAAAGUACCUAAAUUAAUAAAAUUUUAUAUUAUUAAUCAUCAAUUUAGAUAUUAGUAGUUUAAGCGAAAAACAGUUAUAAUAGCUUGAAUCAGUCAAUAGUAUUUCAGAAUAAUAAGCAGCCGCAAUGUCCAUAGUCGCAACUUCUAUCCUCAUUUUUUUGAAAGCUGUAUUAGAAUUAAGAUAGUCUUAAGUUUACGUGACAUAAAAUGCGAUAAAAUAAUUAGAGAGCAAAAUAAAGAAAGAACAAAAAUUAGUUGAUAAACUAGGAAAGAUCAUUCAUAAAUGACAAUCAGUUUAUUAUACAAAAAAUUUAUAAACAAUAAAACUA
Molecule: messenger RNA, 870 nt
Organism: Paramecium octaurelia
Lineage: Eukaryota; Ciliophora; Oligohymenophorea; Peniculida; Parameciidae
Source: the annotation of a GenBank genome assembly